This is a messenger RNA of Puccinia graminis f. sp. tritici CRL 75-36-700-3, 612 nucleotides long. RefSeq lists its product as uncharacterized. The transcript is spliced from 2 exons. NCBI's taxonomy places the organism in Eukaryota, Fungi, Basidiomycota, Pucciniomycetes, Pucciniales, Pucciniaceae. Bases 1 to 612 code for a protein of 203 amino acids. The record is from RefSeq and is a predicted model, not a curated record.
AUGCUCCAAAUCUCCAAGUUAUUCUCGAGCCAACUUGAUCACCUGUCUCAACACCACCCCAAAAAUUUGAUGCGCUGGACAAUGUUAGUACACCGCGGGUGCAGAAAAAUCAAAGUUCGACGUCAACCUACCCCAGCUGGGCAGCUCACGUCGAUCUUCCAGCCGUCACGGCCGAUCCCCUCCCUCGUCUCCGCGCCAGCCGAAGGCCGCAACUCAGGCGGCAAGGAAGCACCCCAGCUCGCAGCCGCACCAAUGAAAUGGGUACAUCCGCUCGACAGUUCAUUGUCCGCCCACCACCGUCGGACAACAGCACUAACGUCACUUAUCGGGGCCUGCGCACCCCAAAUACAUCAAGGGUGCACGACUCCCACUGAGUUGAAAACGUCUGCCGAACGUCCAGCCGUUUGGGCCUGGAAGCCGACCCAAAAGCAGCAUGCUGUGUGCCUCGGACGCGCCGUCGCCUCCACCUCGACUAGACAACAACCACAAUGUGCGUUGUUCUGGAGGCGACACGACAACCCCCCUACUCGACUUAUGCAUCGACCUCACUUAAAACGACUUCCGACCGGUUGGAAGUCGUCCCCGCUAUUUAUUGCGCAUCUAGGUGAAUGA